AUGCCUUCUGACACUUCCAAGUCUGCGUCCCGCGGAGCCAGUUUCCGACUCAAGUCGCUGCUCAAAAACAGAAAGAGCCAGUCGUCUGUGUCUAGCUCCGCCUCCACCCCCAGCAGGGCGUCCAAACAGGUCCCCCGUAUAGAUACCACCUCCACCAGCUCGUCCAUUGCUCUGCCUUCAAUUUCCCCCGUCGUGCCCAACGACUCCAUUUCUCGCAUCAAGUCCAAGAUCCGCGAACACACUCGCCACGACAGCGACGACGACGAGUUCGACGGCGUGGAUAUUGCCUCCUCCAGAAGCUUGCUGCCUCCUCCCACCCAGCCAAAACAGCCGCAGGACCCGGCAGACUCGGUCGAGUCCACCCACUCGUCCCACAGAGACAGGAACGGAGGGGGGUUGCUCACCAGCAUCAUGAACUCGUUCAAUUUGCGCUCCCAAACGAGUUUGCCUGACCCACCUCCUGUAGAGGAACCCCAGCCGCAGUCGCCCGAGCACACCCAGUCCCCCGCCGAGAACAUCGAGUUCAAGCCCGUCAAGACCUCCAUUCUCACCACGCUCGGCCAGGGCGCCCUGUCGUUGGACCAAUUCCCCAAACCAGACGACCUCAUAGAAUUCCACGACACCCCGUUUUCCGGACUAAAUAGCGGGAGCACCAGGCGCACCGCCUCCAACACCAUCGUGGACCCGGCCACGUCCGUGUCGCAGAUCUCGUCCCCCAACACAAACACCCCCACCGAGGAGCCCCGUCUCGAGCGCAUUUUGUCCGGCAUCUCCAAAAGAGCUCUCUCGCCCAACCCGGUGUCCAAGUCGUCCAGCGCCACAGCACUCUACCCGCCGUCCAACAACACCAGUUUUGUGGACGACGAGGGCUCCACAUACGCCAAACGGCCCCGGCUCCGCGACAAGCGCAACAGCACCACCCAAGAUACUUUGCAACUGAGUAGACACACAACUACAGUGACAGAUAUCGACCAGGAACUCAAUGCCAGACGCGAGAAGCUGGCCGAGCAGCUCGGAAUCAAGCUACCCAGUCAGAAACGUCAGGACUCGUUCCACCAGAUGUUCCCCGAGAUCCCUUCCAACGAGCUAUUUAUUGAAGAUUACACCUGUGCGUACAGAAAAGACGUUCUUAUUCACGGAAGAAUGUACGUCAGCGAGAAUCAUAUCAGUUUCCACUCGAAUCUGAUCGGAUUGAUCACCCACAUCACCGUGACGUUGAAUAAAGUGCUGAUGAUCAAGAAGAAAAAAACCGUGGGGAUCCCAAACGCUUUAGAAUUCACCACCUUGCACGACAAGUACACGUUUGCAUCGUUCAUCUCAAGAGACUCUACCUACGAGCUUCUGGUGAAGAUCUGGUCGUCGAUUUUGUCCGGGUCGAACCUUAACACGGUGGACCUAGACGUUGACUCCGAGGCCGAUACUGACGACCCCGAGUCUGAGGAGUCGGAUGACGGCGACGAUUCCAAGCUAAAGAACGGUGCAGCCCCAAAUAAGAGUCUCCGUCUGGAGAAAGAGAUGUCCAACGACUCUGACUCUGACACUGACGUCUCAGACAAGGAGAACAUGAUCAAGGACGACGACGAGGUGGAGACUCGCAACCGGAGCGAGAGCCACACGUUCAGAGGCAUCCCGUUCGACGGCCCGCUCGAACACGACCCCUCGAGCAACCCGUACGUGUCCGAGCCGGGCGACGUCGAGAUCAUCAACGAGGUGAUUGCUGCUCCUGUUGGUGCGGUUUUUUACUUGCUCUUUGGCAGCGAUACGCAGUUUCUUAAGUCCGUGCUCAAGACGCAGAAAAAUACAGACAUCUCGGAGAUCGGUGCGUUCGACGAGACAACGAAGAAACGGUCGUAUUCCUACACCAAGCCUCUGAAUGGGCCUGUUGGCCCCAAACAGACCAAAUGUAACGUUGUUGAGGAGAUCGAGAAAAACGAUUUCCAGUCCAGUUGUCUAGUGACCCAGAUAACGGACACCCCAGACGUUCCAUCGGGCAACUCGUUCAAAGUGAAGACGCGGAUCUACCUGAGCUGGGCCGCCCGCAACAGCACCAAGAUGUACAUUGUCACGUCUGUGAUCUGGACAGCCAAGUCCUGGAUCAAGGGAGCUGUCGAGAAGGGCACGAUUUCCGGCCAGAAAGAGUCUCUGGGAAUUCUGGUCAAAGAGGUCAAGGCCCGCGUGGAGUCUGGCCGGCCAGUGACGGUUUCCAUGAAAAAAAGCAAGUCUGCUACCAAAAAGAAGCGCAGACAGGUGGAGGAGCGCGAAGAGAUCCCAGUCACUGCGCAGCCAGCGCCGCCGCCUUCUUUGCAAUCAACACUUCUCGGCUACGUUUCGCAGGUCGACGUCAAAACAGGACUAUUAUUAUUGCUGGUUUUCAUCAUGAUCUGGGACAAGCUCACCAGACCGGCUGUCAGCUACACCCGGGGCGUUUCUGACGAGACUCUGAUGGCCAGCGAGGCGCAUCUGUGGGACUGGAUCGACCAGCGCCACCAGGGCAACUCAAACACGGCGUCUGCCGCGCUCAGCUCGCAGCAACUCAACGAGGUGAUCCGCGUGAUGGAAAAACGUCUGGACGGCCUUAAAAACGCUGCCAGAUAA
Molecule: messenger RNA, 2595 nt
Organism: Ogataea philodendri
Lineage: Eukaryota; Fungi; Ascomycota; Pichiomycetes; Pichiales; Pichiaceae
Exons: 1
Coding region: 1-2595 (864 amino acids)
Biological process (GO): intracellular sterol transport
Cellular component (GO): endoplasmic reticulum membrane; endoplasmic reticulum-plasma membrane contact site; cortical endoplasmic reticulum
Molecular function (GO): sterol binding; sterol transfer activity
Source: RefSeq, a predicted model, not a curated record